Exophiala mesophila is the source of this 1901-nucleotide messenger RNA. Its product is annotated as branched-chain amino acid aminotransferase. Gene Ontology annotation, biological process: branched-chain amino acid metabolic process. Bases 348 to 1487 code for a protein of 379 amino acids. The transcript has 2 exons. Lineage: Eukaryota; Fungi; Ascomycota; Eurotiomycetes; Chaetothyriales; Herpotrichiellaceae. The record is from RefSeq and is a predicted model, not a curated record. Gene Ontology annotation, molecular function: branched-chain-amino-acid:2-oxoglutarate transaminase activity.
GUCCAAGAUCCUCGAAUCACACGACAACCAUAAUAAUACUAUCGACACAGGAAGUCCAGAGUCCUCCAGGUUUAUGAUCUACGUUUGAUCGCACUUCCUAAAGCAUCAAAGCCUGUUGAUAAGCAACUUGCGGCCCUUCUGACAACACCGUAGUAGGGUACGCCUUUAAUCUCACCGCCCGCAGGCCAAACGUUCAACCCCACCAAAAUCCUUCAUCAGCCGCGGGUCCGAGGUGUGACUCUUGGAUAUCAAAAUUCUUCCCAGCUUCUAGUCCACCACACUCUCCUUCCUCUCUAUCGACGACGCCGUCUUCUCACCAGGUUUUCACUACUAGCUGGUCGCCCACAAUGUCUUCCUUUCCUCCUCCCCCAGUCAGCACAAUUGACUGGUCCAAUGUUGGCUUCAAAGUAAGAGAAGUCAAUGGACACAUUGAGUCCACUUUCCGAUAUUCCUCGGGCGACAACCCAACCUGGAGCAAACCCAAAUUCGUCCGCUCGCCGUAUCUCUCUAUCCAUGGCAUGGCCCCAGGUCUCAACUAUGGUGUCCAAUGCUACGAAGGCAUGAAGGCCUUCCGCCAACCAGAUGGAAACAUCACCAUCUUUCGUCCUGACCAAAACGCCCUGCGGAUGCAACAUUCCGCUAGCUACAUCUCCGUCCCACCAGUGCCCGAGGCUCUUUUCGUCGAAGCAGUCAACUUGGCCGUUUCCGCCAACGCAGAGUUUGUCCCUCCUCACGAGACUGGUGCCGCCAUGUACAUUCGUCCUUUGCUCUUUGGCUCAUCCGCACAACUUGGCCUCAACCCACCGGAUGAAUACACCUUUGUCGUCUUUGUCAUGCCAACUGGAGUCUACCACGGUGUCCACGCUGUCGACGCCUUGAUCCUCGAAGACUUUGACCGGGCUGCCCCUGAAGGUACCGGCUCCGCCAAAGUCGGCGGCAACUACGCUCCCGUGCUUCGUCACUCGGAGAAAGCGCGUGGUAAAGGCUAUGGCAUCACAUUGCACCUCGACAGCAAAACACGUAGCGAGAUUGACGAAUUCUCAACCUCAGGGUUUCUAGGCGUGCGCAAGGACGACGACGGCAAGACGACGAUCGUGGUGCCCGAUUCCAAGAAUGUCAUCAAGUCGGUGACAUCGGUUUCGGCGACCCAGAUUGCAAAGGAUUUGUUCGGGUAUAAUAUCGAAACCCGGCCGAUCCUAUACAGCGAGUUAUCCCAGUUCUCUGAAGUUAUGGCCGCAGGCACCGCCGCCUCGUUGGUGCCAAUCAAGAGCAUUACCCUUGAAAGCAAAGGUGACAAAUUCGACUAUCCCGUCAACGAGGCUCUGGACCCUGGUCCAGUGUGCGCUCAACUGUUGACCACAUUGAAGGGCAUUCAACAAGGCAAGGUCAAGGACACUUUCGGGUGGAAUUACCGCGUCACCCCGGUGCCAGAGGCCUUCAUCACCGAGGCCAAGGCAGUAAAUGGCGCUGUGGAUUCGUUACCGUGAAGAAGGUGUCCGCGGGUUUGAGGAAGAGAAAGUGAGAUGGUAUGGUCGUGGCAAUCUAUCAAUAUUUGGGCCAGACGGGGUUCACGUCUGUCGAGGACUGAUCCAAAAAAAAGAAAGACAAAAGGUUGGCUGCAAUGUUACACAGUAUAGGAAAUGCUCGCGCCAAAAGUCCAGACUUGCAAGGGAUCGAUACCUAUGGGAUGUAGAAAAAGCAUUUGAAAUACUCUUGAACACGUUCAAAUCAGUGUCAUAUGUUUUUUUCCCCUUCGCUUGACAAUAAUGGAUGAACGUCUGUUCUUGGUUCUUUGGUGGCUCGACUAACAAGAAACUCCUUAACGGCCUCGCCAUCGCCGUCAUUCGUGUCAUUCCCCUCAAGGUGUAGCCAUACAUAAUAUGAGCCAUAUUCCAUCAUUA